CAUACAUUACGUGCACUUUAUUCACACAGUAUUUACACGUCUUAUAGUGAGAGGCGGUGUCACUUGAAACGUGCCAUAGAGUGGACGUACUUCGUUGAGUGCAGUGACAUAUUUGCGACCAUAGUUUGGGUGAUAAUAAUGGCGUCGAAGGCAUCGACAGCGGCGGUGAUCGACACGAGGGCCGAGUUGGCCGAACUCGUCAAACGCAGGGCCGACAUAGCGGAGACGCUGUGUAAUCUGGAGCGACAGAUAUACGCCUUCGAGGGCUCCUAUUUGGAGGACACCCACCUCUACGGCAAUAUCAUCCGCGGAUGGGACCGGUAUCUCAUGGCCAACAGGAACACGAACAGCAAAUCCGACAAAAGGAACCGUAAGUUCAAAGAGGCCGACCGUCUCUUCUCCAAGUCGUCCAUUACGUCGAGUCAAGCCGUCUCUGGGCAACAGUCGGAGAAGGAGUCGGCGGACCAGAGCUCUGAGAAUGAGUCCCACAAUGCCAACAGUGGUCCCGAAGACGCGGGAGCGGACGGCGCCCUCUCUGCCGACGAAGGCGUCACUCCGUCGAAGAUCGCGAAGUCGUCGCAGAAUCGGUCAAAGAAAGCCACGUCCAAGAGAUCCAGACAUAAGUGAGACAUUUGUUGAUAGCGAGUGAUGAUUGAAACGAACGAACGGUUUGUCUGUUUGAUGGCAUACUAGUGUCCAGUGGUUUGACACGAUUUGUGAGACGAUAUUCGCAUCAAAUUGCAGUCAAUUCAUUGAAUUGAGUGUCAAAUCGCCGGCAAUAAGUGUACAAUAAUUGCAUUUUUUAUAUACAAUAAAUUACUCAUGAUUUUCAAUGC
This is a messenger RNA of Oppiella nova, 836 nucleotides long. The record is from the annotation of a GenBank genome assembly. NCBI's taxonomy places the organism in Eukaryota, Metazoa, Arthropoda, Arachnida, Sarcoptiformes, Oppiidae.